This is a messenger RNA of Sorex araneus (European shrew), 3246 nucleotides long. RefSeq names its product hyperpolarization activated cyclic nucleotide gated potassium channel 3 (gene HCN3). The transcript is spliced from 8 exons. Lineage: Eukaryota; Metazoa; Chordata; Mammalia; Eulipotyphla; Soricidae. The record is from RefSeq and is a predicted model, not a curated record. The coding region runs from base 194 to 2545 and encodes 783 amino acids. Gene Ontology annotation, biological process: transmembrane transport; potassium ion transport. Gene Ontology annotation, cellular component: membrane. Gene Ontology annotation, molecular function: voltage-gated potassium channel activity.
UGUACCCCGCCGGCCGCCGGGCGGAGAGUCUGUCGCACACACCCCCUCCGCCCCGCGCGCCGCCAGUUCCCAGCCGACGACGCCUCCGCUCCCCGCCCGCCGGGCUGUGCCGGCUCCGACUCCGGGAGGGGUCGGGGGUCCCGGAUGGCCGCGGCGGGGUCCCGGAGGCCAAGCGUGUGAGCCAACGGGCGUCAUGGAGGCAGAACCGCGGCCGACAACGACGCGGACCAGCGACGGAGUGACCCCCGGGCUGGAGGCGGCACCCCCCGCUGUCCCGGCGCCGGCGACCGCGGCGGCAGGUCCGAUCCCCGGCUCCGGCUCCGGGCCCGAGCCCAAGAGGAGGCAGCUUGGGACGCUACUCCAGCCCACGGUCAACAAGUUCUCCCUUCGCGUCUUCGGCAGCCACAAAGCGGUGGAGAUCGAGCAGGAGCGGGUCAAGUCCGCGGGGGCUUGGAUCAUCCACCCCUACAGCGACUUCCGGUUUUACUGGGACCUGAUCAUGCUCCUGCUGAUGGUGGGGAAUCUCAUUGUGCUGCCUGUGGGCAUCACCUUCUUCAAGGAGGAGAACUCCCCGCCUUGGAUUGUCUUCAAUGUCCUCUCUGAUACCUUCUUCCUGCUGGAUCUGGUGCUCAACUUCCGCACAGGCAUCGUGGUUGAGGAGGGGGCUGAGAUACUGCUGGCCCCAAGAGCCAUCCGCACACGCUAUCUUCGCACCUGGUUCCUGGUGGACCUCAUCUCCUCCAUCCCCGUGGAUUACAUCUUCCUAGUGGUGGAGCUUGAGCCACGGUUGGAUGCCGAGGUCUACAAAACGGCGCGAGCACUGCGCAUCGUGCGUUUCACCAAGAUCCUCAGCCUGCUUCGGCUGCUCCGCCUCUCCCGCCUCAUCCGCUACAUCCACCAGUGGGAGGAGAUCUUUCACAUGACCUACGACCUGGCGAGCGCUGUGGUGCGCAUCUUCAACCUCAUCGGCAUGAUGCUGCUGCUGUGCCACUGGGAUGGCUGCCUACAGUUCCUGGUGCCCAUGCUGCAGGACUUCCCCUCGGACUGCUGGGUGUCCAUCAGCCACAUGGUGAACCACUCGUGGGGCCGCCAGUACUCCCACGCCCUAUUCAAGGCCAUGAGCCACAUGCUGUGCAUCGGCUAUGGGCAGCAGGCGCCAGUGGGCAUGCCGGAUGUGUGGCUUACCAUGCUUAGCAUGAUUGUGGGUGCCACAUGCUACGCCAUGUUCAUCGGCCACGCAACUGCACUCAUCCAGUCCCUGGACUCCUCGAGGCGCCAGUACCAGGAGAAGUACAAGCAGGUGGAGCAGUACAUGUCCUUCCACAAGCUGCCCGCGGACACGCGGCAACGCAUCCAUGAGUACUACGAGCACCGCUACCAGGGCAAGAUGUUUGAUGAGGAGAGCAUCCUGGGGGAGCUGAGUGAGCCGCUGCGUGAGGAGAUCAUAAACUUCACAUGCCGUGGACUGGUGGCACACAUGCCGCUCUUCGCUCACGCCGAUCCCAGCUUCGUCACGGCUGUGCUCACCAAGUUGCGCUUCGAGGUCUUCCAGCCGGGUGACCUGGUGGUGCGCGAAGGCUCGGUGGGCAGGAAGAUGUACUUCAUCCAACACGGGCUGCUCAGCGUGCUGGCGCGGGGUGCCCGUGACACCCGCCUCACAGACGGAUCCUACUUUGGGGAGAUCUGCCUGCUGACCCGGGGCCGGCGCACUGCCAGCGUGCGGGCGGACACCUACUGCCGCCUCUACUCACUCAGUGUGGACCAUUUCAAUGCCGUGCUGGAGGAGUUCCCCAUGAUGCGCCGGGCCUUCGAGACUGUGGCCAUGGAUCGACUGCGCCGUAUCGGCAAGAAGAACUCUGUGCUGCAGCGGAAGCACUCCGAGCCCAGUCCGGGCAGCAGCGGGGGCCUCAUGGAGCAGCACCUGGUGCAGCAUGACCGGGACAUGGCCCGGGGUAUCUGCGGCCUGGCCCCGGGCACGGGUGCGCGACUCAGCGGGAAGCCGGUGCUGUGGGAGCCCCUGGUGCAUGCACCCCUGCAAGCAGCCGCCGUCACCUCCAACGUGGCCAUUGCGCUGACACACCAGCGGGGCUCUCUGCCCCUUUCCCCUGACUCUCCGGCCACUCUCCUGGCUCGCUCCACCCGGCUCUCAGUGGGCUCCCCGGCCUCCCCGCUGGUGCCUGUCCGCGCAGGCCCUCUGCUGGCCCGGGGACCAUGGGCGUCCACCUCCCGCUUGCCCGCCCUGCCUGCUCGCACCCUCCACGCCAGCCUGUCCCGAGCUGGGCGUUCACAGGUGUCCCUGCUGGGGCCCCCCCCUGGUGGGGGCGCGAGGCGGCUGGGACCCCGGGGAAGACCUCUCUCAGCCUCCCAGCCCUCUCUGCCUCAGCGAGCAGCAGGGGAUGGGUCUCCGGGCCGGAAGGGCUCUGGAAGCGAGCGCCUGCCCCCCUCAGGGCUGCUGGCCAAGCCUCCAGGGACAGCCCAGAUCCCCCGGCCACCAGUGCCGGAACUGGCCACUCCCCGGGGCCCUCAGCUCUCUGCCAACAUGUGAACCCCUGUGGGUAUGCUCUUGGGAGCAGUCAUGUGCCCCGGGGUGCCACCUCUUGGGGAAGCCCAGGGGAUGUGAGACACUGCCCUCAGGACGCCUCCCUGGACUGCUGAGGGCUCUGCGCCUGCCCCUUGCACAGGCCCCUGCGGCCAGCCUGACGCCCCGAUCCAUUCACUGAGCCCGCGCCAGGCGCUGUACGUCCGUUUCCACUGCCAAGUAGAAGUGACUCCUAACUCCUACUAGGGUGUCCCUCAGCCAGGCCUGGGCCCCUGGUCCCACCUCACAAAGCACAAGAAUCUGCCACCACCAUCACUGCCAAGUCACCAGGUGUCUGCUUCCCUGUCGUGAUCAUGCAGGUCCUGCCGCGUGACUUCCCUGUCCUCCCUCUAGCAUCACUAGGCACAGCCAGUUGCCAGUGUCCCCACUGCCAUCACAAAUGUCCUGGGCUCUGAGUGUUCACCUUCACUGCCAUGUGUGGGUCCCCUUGUUCUCUGUCUCAGAGGUAGAAUUGUCAUUUUGUAUACCAGAGCCACUGUGUUCCCGUGCCCCUGCCCAUAGUGUCCUCCUUUGGAGCAAAGGGAGGGUUGUCAUCUCCUUCUUUAGCGUGCCAUCAGUGGUGGUGGGGCGAGUGAACCCCUCAAUGGCAUUUUUAUCCUUUCUUCCCUGUUUAAUCAUCUAAAAACUGUAUUGAUUUAUUUACUCAU